Molecule: messenger RNA, 1402 nt
Organism: Actinia tenebrosa (Australian red waratah sea anemone)
Lineage: Eukaryota; Metazoa; Cnidaria; Anthozoa; Actiniaria; Actiniidae
Product: Fanconi anemia group B protein
Biological process (GO): negative regulation of double-strand break repair via homologous recombination; positive regulation of double-strand break repair via homologous recombination; interstrand cross-link repair
Cellular component (GO): Fanconi anaemia nuclear complex
Source: RefSeq, a predicted model, not a curated record
GAUUCCAGUUGUCUGUGUUUAAUCGAGGGUCAACCUGUGGUAGAAGAAUUAGACUUGACUUCAGAAGAAGAAAAAGAAGCCAGCUUUGCACAGCCUGUUUUUGGUCCAAGAGUACUGGAUGUAUGGCAAAGACUGCUGGUUGAUAAGUGGGCCGUUGGAAUUGAACUGGAAAACAAGGAACGAAGCCCUAUGACUGACAUUUCAUUUUCAUUGGUGAGCGUCAAAGAAGGUAACGUCAAGUCAUGGUGUUAUAAAGUGUUCGACACCAAUAAUCCAAGACUCGUAGAUCUCGUACCAGGUGAUCAGAACGAAGGGUUUGAAGGUACUACCGAUUCCCACCAAUAUAAAAAUGACUGUGUUUCUUACCCAAAGAGAAGAAAGGUGCACGAAAACAGUGGCUUACAUGAAAAGUCUGAGUUGAAAGUGGGAGAAAAAAUCUGUGUUGUUACUGUCACUGAAUUGCCGUCAUUCCAAAGAGGUCCCAAAUACUCAUGUUCAUUGRUGUUGUCAUGGACACGUUACCAUGACGACAACCCACCGUGUAGGAAGGCUAUAAGUUGUGGAUACGUUGAUCUGUCAGUGGAUCAACUGGAUGAACUAGGUAUAUCAAAUACCUCAAGGAGACUAGAAGAUACGAUGAAUAAAAGACGCGAUGUUCUGGCUGUAAAAGCAGUUUCUACGGAAACCACGUUCUUUUUAUCAAGUACCAUAUCUACUCUCUUUGAUGUUGUUCAUGUAAUACGACAAGAACUUCAAUUACCAGACAAUGUUGUUGGUGAUAUGACAUCAUUAAAUCCCGAUGACUGCUUACGUCAUGCCUAUGACAAUAACGGGUCACUUCAGGGAGUGGCUGUACUCAUUCGUCCGGGUUAUAAGCAAGCACAAGUACAUCUGUUCACCAGAUGUUCAAGUCAAAUCUACAUCUUGUGUCACCGAAUGCGUCGUGCUCUUCCUGAUGAUGUCAUCAUUGACGUCAACGACUCCGCAGAAACUAAGGCUGAGGCUCAGGUCUUGGAGAUAGUACAACGUGACCUUAAUAAUAUGACAGACAAACCAGCAAAGAAAGAACAGUCUUUGAACAAUAACAAAUCACAGAAGAAAGAAGAUCCUCAACAAAGCUCCAGUGAUUUGAUUGACGUCAGUGACACCAAACUAAAAACGAUUCGAAUUGAUUACGAGAAGAAGAGAACAGUUCGAUUUUAAAGAUUCGUAACCAGUUAAAGUAGAACUGAGUUUUUCUUCGCGCAACGCGUAAAAAAAUGCGAGACAACCACUAUAUACUCUGCAAUUCUCUAGCAACUUGUAGACCAGUUGCCGGGAAAAUCAGGGCCUUUACGAUCAGAAAGCGUUGUAUCAAUGUUAAGAAAUAUAAAUUAUUCAAGAAAUACCGCUUUGCAGAAAA